Messenger RNA from Protobothrops mucrosquamatus (brown spotted pit viper), 658 nucleotides. Its product is annotated as glutamine-dependent NAD(+) synthetase-like. Gene Ontology annotation, molecular function: NAD+ synthase (glutamine-hydrolyzing) activity; glutaminase activity. Gene Ontology annotation, biological process: NAD+ biosynthetic process. The transcript has 5 exons. The annotation marks the transcript as partial. Lineage: Eukaryota; Metazoa; Chordata; Lepidosauria; Squamata; Viperidae. Gene Ontology annotation, cellular component: cytoplasm. The record is from RefSeq and is a predicted model, not a curated record.
CGAGGAUAUUUCACAAAAUAUGACUGUUCCAGUGGUGAUAUCAACCCUAUUGGUGGAAUUAGCAAAACAGAUUUGAAAUGCUAUAUGCAAUAUUGCAUUGAGAAUUUUCAGCUAACAUCUCUUAAAAGUAUUAUAUCAGCACCCCCAACAGCAGAGUUGGAGCCACUGCAGAACGGAAAUGUUACUCAAAUGGAUGAGGUAGACAUGGGUAUGACAUAUGCUGAACUCUCAGUCUAUGGUAAACUAAGGAAGAUAGCUAAGGCUGGACCUUAUACCAUGUUCUGUAAAGUGGUCACAAUGUGGAAAGCGAUAUGUUCUCCAAGAGAGGUGGCAUCAAAGGUUAAGCAUUUCUUUCAAAUGUAUUCAAUCAACCGACAUAAAAUGACUACCCUUACUCCAUCCUAUCAUGCUGCCAACUAUAGUCCCGAUGACAAUCGCUUUGAUCUGAGACCUUUCCUUUACAAUUCUGCUUGGUCCUGGCAGUUCAGGUGUAUAGAUGAACAGGGAACCAGCCUGGAAAAAGAGCCCUUGUUGCCGCCUCCGCUGCCAGGGGCUGCCGAGCGUCACCGGCUCUACUCGGGCACGGACCGCGGAGACCUGGAGGAUGAUGGACACUGCUGCGUGUCCGCGGCCUCCUCGCCUCGUUCUGACGGACCUG